AUGAGUUCGCCCUCGGUACAGGUUCAACCGCAACCUUCCGGUGGCGCAAAGGGCGUUUCCCACACAACGAAAGAGGCUGGUGCCAUGAACUUCGAUAUUGUCCGCUGUUCAAGAUGUCAGCGCUCCAUGAGCCUUGAAAAUGACUCCUCCCCCGGUGUUGUGCGCUUCGGCAUGAAUUCAUAUUACUGCAGCCGCUGUGCAUCCAUGGUCGGCUUUAUCCGAUGA
This is a messenger RNA of Aspergillus caelatus, 225 nucleotides long. RefSeq lists its product as uncharacterized. The coding region runs from base 1 to 225 and encodes 74 amino acids. NCBI's taxonomy places the organism in Eukaryota, Fungi, Ascomycota, Eurotiomycetes, Eurotiales, Aspergillaceae. The transcript has a single exon. The record is from RefSeq and is a predicted model, not a curated record.